Messenger RNA from Enterobius vermicularis (human pinworm), 1350 nucleotides. The record is from the annotation of a GenBank genome assembly. NCBI's taxonomy places the organism in Eukaryota, Metazoa, Nematoda, Chromadorea, Rhabditida, Oxyuridae.
AUGGUACAAGCGACUCGUAGUAGCGGAACCUACCACAAUUGCUCUAACAGAUACCUGUUGAAAGAUUCAGACGUUGCUGAAAGUUGUUUUCAUCGUCAAUUUUAUCACAUAUACUGCGAAAGAGUGAAGGCACUGAAACCACGCAUUGUAGAGGCCGCCAAAAAGAAAUAUGGUGAUGAUGUUGAACCGCAUUCCCUAAUAGAUCUAAAAAAGCUGAAAAAAGGUCUUGUUGUGGGUAUUAUAAUCAAACGCGUUCAGCAGAGACCUAGUGUCCUCAGAGCAGUUGCAGCGCAUGAGCUCAUCUUACCAGAUGCAGUAGUAGACGAAAAUUUAUUAGGGAGCGAAGAUUAUUUGGAGCUGCAGGACGGUGAUCAGCAUGUCCGUCUAAAUGGCGCGAUAUCUAUGAAUGACGUGGCAACCGGUUGCAUAGUUGGGAUUAUUGGGACUUUGGUGGGGGCUAAUGUAUUUGAGGUUCGAAAUAUCGUGUGGCCGAGUAUGGCACCGCAACCUCCUUUUCCUUCUUUGAAAUACGAUAGGUAUAUAAUGUUUAUUUCUGGAUUAUCAGUGUCUGGAGAAUCAAGCAACGAAACAGCUAAUUUGUUUUGCCUGGACAUGCUAGAAAGAUGGCUUUGUGGUUUUCUGCCUAUGUCACAACAGGAAAAGAAUAUAAUUCAGAAUAUCUGUCGACUCGUGAUAGCUGGAGAGAGUGUUGCCAUUACCGAUCAGGGCAAAGAGUAUGUGACAAUGGCGAGAUACCUGGUUAAAACAGAAGAAUGUCCGAACGUUGAAAGUGCGACUGUUGUAGACAAACUAAUUUCCAAAAUCACGGGUUCAAUCGAAGUAGAUGUGAUGCCUGGCGUUGGCGACCCAACAACCCACUUGAUGCCACAGCAGCCGAUUCACAGAGCCGUCUUCCCAAGAGCUUCACUUUGUGGCGAAAUGUUGAAGCUAGUGCCCAAUCCAUACCAGUUUAUGCUCGAUGAUGUCUACAUUAUGGGGACUAGCGGACAAAAUAUUAAUGACUUGAAAAGAUUUUGCGAGGAAGUAACUAGUGUUGACCUGUUGAAAAGUGUACUGUAUUAUCAGCAUCUCGCUCCAACGGUUCCUGACACUACUGAUGGUUUUCCGUUUGAAAACCGUGACCCUUUAAUAAUCGAAGAAGAUUUUCCUCAUAUAUUCUUUGCUGGUAAUCAAAAUCGUGCAGAAUUUUCGUUAACCGAAUUUGAAGAAGGACGUAAAACCUUAUUGUUGUCUAUACCUAGUUUCUCAAAAACUAGAUCAGUGUUGCUCGUCAAUCUGAAGACACUGGAUGUGAUCGAACAAAGUUUUGAUUACGAGAACAUUGACUAA